Messenger RNA from Centropristis striata (black sea bass), 4846 nucleotides. It is a transcript of the gene pik3cg, whose product is annotated as phosphatidylinositol-4,5-bisphosphate 3-kinase, catalytic subunit gamma. The coding region runs from base 149 to 3523 and encodes 1124 amino acids. The transcript has 24 exons. Lineage: Eukaryota; Metazoa; Chordata; Actinopteri; Perciformes; Serranidae. The record is from RefSeq and is a predicted model, not a curated record. Gene Ontology annotation, biological process: phosphatidylinositol-3-phosphate biosynthetic process; phosphatidylinositol-mediated signaling; cell migration. Gene Ontology annotation, cellular component: cytoplasm; phosphatidylinositol 3-kinase complex, class IA; plasma membrane. Gene Ontology annotation, molecular function: 1-phosphatidylinositol-4-phosphate 3-kinase activity; 1-phosphatidylinositol-3-kinase activity.
GUUUCCUUUAACCAGAGUUUGCCGACAAACUAAAAAAAAGUAUUUUUUUUACUCUGUUUUUAGGUCUUUUCAUGUAGCAUAAAUGCCGAAACUUUCGCCCAAAGCUCCGGGUUCCGUAGCUGUCUGCGUCUGCGUUCAUUGCUAGGCGAUGGACGGCCAGCAGAUCCAGGUGAGCGACGAAGAGCCCAGAGUCCUGCGAGAAGAGACCCGGAGGAGGAGAAGAAAGAAGGCCAUCACGUCGUCCUCCUGCACCUCCAUGGAUCAGAUCACCGUUGAGUUCAUCCUGCCCACCGCGACACGGGGCGGGAACAGCCCCGACACGCUGCGGCUGGAGGUGGCUGCGAACUGGACGGUAGAACAGGUGAAAGCUCAGGUGUGGCUGAAGGCGGUGACUUUAAACCUCUGUCCCGACUUCUACCAGCGCUUUUCUCCCGACCACUGCAUCCUGCUCUACCAGAAGAAAGGCAACGUGUGUGAGAUCUACGAUAAGCACCAGGUGUUCCAGACGCUGGACUGCAUCCGAUACUGGAGAGCCCUGAAAAAAGACGUGGGGCGGAUCCAGCUGGUCCCCCGUCCUCAGCCCUCAGACGAGUCCCAGCAGUACCAGCGCUACCUCAACUACCUGAUCGGCUACGACGUGACUGAUGUCAGCAACGUGCACGACGAUGAGCUGGAGUUCACCCGCAGGAAGCUGCUGACGCCGCGACGCAUCGAGCUGUCUGACCGCGACCCAAAACUCUACUCCAUGGACCCCUGGGUGACCCCCAAGCCGCUGCCUGAGCACCUCCUCAGCAAGGUCGGUAACGGUCACAUCCUGGUGGUGAUCCACAUCAGAACGACCAGCCAGACCAUCAAGGUCUCCAUCGAUGACACGCCAGCACAGGUAUUAGCGAGCUUUUUCACCAAGACAGCAAAUAAGAGAGUCUUGCUGGGCAUUCCUGACAACAUGUGUGAGGCAGACUUUGUGCUGCGAGUGUGUGGAAGGGAGGAGUACCUGUAUGGGGAUAAACCGCUGCAGAACUUCAACUGGAUCCGUCAGUGUCUGAAGAACGGGGAGGAAAUCCACCUGGUUCUGGAGGCGCCACCUGAUCCAGACCUGGAUCUGGUUCAGAAGGAGGACUGGGCACAAGUAGACGACUGCACUGGAGUUGCAGGUACUCAUGAGCAGCUGACCAUCGAUGAGAAGGACCAUGAACGCGUGUUCACCAUCUCUAUGUGGGACUGUAACAGGAAGUUCAGAGUGAAGGUGCUGGGUAUUGACAUCCCAUCCCUCCCUAAAAUCCCAGAGUUUGUUGUCUUCAUAGAGGCCAGCAUCUUCCAUGGCCAACAGCUUUUAGCCCAGGAGAGGACGUCCUCUAAGACCUUCAAUGAAGAAGUGCUAUGGAACUGCUGGUUGGAGUUCAGCAUUAAGAUCAAGGACCUGCCUAAAGGAGCACGCCUCAACCUCCAGGUGGUCUGUGGGAAGCAGUCAACGACCCCAAACCCCAAGGGAGCGUCUGCCUACCAGGAUAAUACAGCAGGGACAGGCAGCCAUGAAGGAAAGAUGAAGAGCCGUCUUCUGUACUACGUCAACCUGCUGCUGAUCGACCACCGCUCGCUGCUGCGCCAGGGCGAGUUCAUCCUCCACAUGUGGAAAAUGCCAGAGAAGAGCGACGAGAGCAGCAGCAGCAUCAACGCAGACAAGCUCACCUCAGCCACCAACCCAGACAAAGCCUCCGCCAUGGCCAUCGCCAUUCUGCUCGACAAGUACUGCUACCCCGUGGUGCUGCCCAAGAGCCGGGACAUCGGGGGCCGGGACGUCGCGGUCGGGAGCGAGGAGGCGGAGGGAGGGGAGCGCGGUCAGAGGGAGAUGCCCAACCACCUGAAGAAACAGUUUGCAGCUAUCGUAGCCACUGACCCCCUGCACCCACUCAGCCCUGAGGACAAAGAGCUGCUGUGGCACUUCAGGCAGGAGUGUAUGCGCGACCCCAGGGCCUACCCGAAGCUUCUGGGUUCAGUGAGGUGGGGGAAACAGGAAGAUGUUUUGGCAACGCACCGUCUGUUGGAGCGCAGCAGUGCAUGGGACAGCAGUGGUCUGGAUGUGGGUCUGGCCAUGCAGCUGCUGGACUGUCACUACUCUGAUGCUCAGGUUCGCUCCAUGGCUGUCAGGAAGCUGGAGACGCUGGAAGACGACGAUGUGCUCAGAUACCUUCUGCAACUUGUACAGGCGGUCAAGUUUGAGCCGUACCAUGACAGCGCCCUGGUCAGGUUCCUGCUGAAGACAGCUCUGAGGAGUAAGCGUAUCGGUCAUUUUCUCUUCUGGUUCCUGCGCAGUGAGAUUGCCCAGUCCAUGCACUACCAGCAAAGGUAUGCGGUCCUGCUGGAGGCCUACCUCCGAGGCUGUGGUGAAAACAUGCUGCAGGACUACAGGAAACAGGUGGAGAUGACGGAGGCUCUGCAGAAAGUCACCCGUGAGAUGAAGACCAUGUCCGCCGAAAAGUACGACAUUACUGCACAAGUUGUGUUUCAGUUGCGUCAGAAGCUGGAGACUCUGCAGUCGUCCGGUCUGCCAGAGAGUUUCAGAGUCCCUUACGAUCCUGGACUAAGAGCUGGAGCCCUGAUGAUCGAGCAGUGUAAAGUGAUGGCAUCUAAGAAGAAGCCACUGUGGCUACAGUUUAAAAGGGCCGACCCCACCACUCUGUCCAAAGACCCCAUCGGCAUCAUCUUUAAAGAUGGCGAUGACCUCAGACAGGAUAUGCUUAUCCUGCAGAUUCUGCUGAUAAUGGAGUCCAUCUGGGAGACAGAAUCUCUAGAUCUCUGUCUGUUACCUUACGGCUGCAUCUCCACUGGAAACAGAAUAGGUAUGAUUGAGAUUGUGAAGGACGCCACCACCAUCGCUAACAUCCAGCAGAGUGUUGUGGGAAGCACCGGAGCCUUUAAAGAUGAAAUCCUCCAUCAGUGGCUGCGGGACAAGUGUGUCAGCGAGGACAAGUUCCAGCAGGCUGUGGAGAGGUUCCUGUAUUCCUGUGGUGGUUACUGUGUGGCUACCUACGUUUUGGGUAUUGGGGAUCGUCACAAUGACAACAUCAUGAUCACUGAAUCUGGGAAUCUCUUCCACAUCGACUUCGGUCACAUCCUGGGGAAUUACAAGAGUUUCAUGGGAAUCAGUAAGGAGUGGGUUCCCUUUGUGCUCACACCAGACUUCCUGUACGUCAUGGGAACAUCAGGAAAGAAAAGCAGCCCCCACUUCCAGAAAUUCCAGGACGUGUGUGUGAAGGCUUACCUCGCUCUUCGGCACCACACCAACCUGCUCAUCAUCCUCUUCUCCAUGAUGCUGAUGACUGGCAUGCCCCAGCUGACCAGUAAGGAGGACAUCGAGUAUAUCCGUGAGGCGCUGACUGUCGGCCGCAGCGAGGACGAGGCACAGCGCCACCUACUGGACCAGAUCGAGAUCUGCAGGGAAAAGGGCUGGAUGGUUCAGAUCAACUGGUUUGUUCAUCUGGUGCUGGGGAUCAAGCAGGGUGUGGAGAAACGCUCCACUUAGGACACUGAGCAAAGAUGAAGGUUUCCUUUCUGGUUUUUAUUUCAUGUAAAUAAGUCUUACAAUAUGGUUCCAACAGAAGACUAAAAAGUGUGUAAAGCUAUAAAAAUGGUCGCACAAAAAGUAAUCUCAGAUACAGUAUAAAGAUAUUUUUAUGGAGAAUAAUGACAGAAGAUGAAUAACUAAGAGAUGGAUGAAAGCAAACAUUUCAACUAUGUUAAAAGGUUUGAAAAACUGCAAAAGUGACUGAUUUCAACCUGUGAAACUGCAUUUAUACAGACUUGGCAACGAGAUGCAUCAGUGCUAAAUAUAGCAAAUAUAUAUUAUUAUCAUACUCUAUAGUGAGGAGACUGGGAGCAGAAUUUUUUUUUAAUUUUUAUUUUUUUACAGGAGUGACUGUUUUCAUUGCACUGCCUUAACCAAGUCAAACAUUUAUUCAAGUUUUUUUCUCUUAUGCUUAAAUCAAAAUUACUAUGACAAUCAUUGCACAGGUCUUUAACUGUUCACAGUUUUCUGCACAUUUUUAACUUUCUCAGAUUAAAAAAAAAAAAGGUUUACUAUCUGCUUAACCAACUAAAACAGUUCAUGCUUAUGAUUUUUGUGAUUAAAUUAGAAACAGUGGAAACAGGAAUCGGUUCUCUACGCCCUCUGGUUUCAUCCUUUACAAAGUCAAACUACUUCCUCUUUCUAGUUGUCUCAUUCAAAGUCAUUUCCUGCUGAGGAAACACAUUUCUGUAAUAUUUCCUUCGCAUUGUUUUAACUUUAAAACAUGACAUGUCACGCUGUUUAUUGGAUUCCUGCUGAAGUAGCGCUGCAGACUGUUGGAUUGAGCAUCGAAGGCUCAGUCUGUUAGAUAGAUAGAAAAUGUUUAAUAUUCAAAACUUUUAGUUUUAUUGAAUACUAUGCAAGGACUAGUGAAAUUAGUUGGAUUCUCCCGGUCAGAGAUAUAAAUUAUGUAAUAUUACUGAAGUGUUCAAGGUGAGAGUUUAUUAUUUAUAUUAUUAACAUCUUUUUGUUUGCACUGAUUGUUCAGGAAUACUUCUUUAAUGUCUGAAAGACUUGGUGCUUAUGAAACUUAAAUUCCAAAAAUAUAUAUUAAAAGUCAAAUGUGAUGAUGAUAAUUUAUACCUCUUGUUAGAUGCUGUAGGUCCUGACCUGUUGGUGACAUUUAGCACAUGCUGGUCAGUGCUGUGGAUUAUAGGAAGGUUUUUUUGCCUUCUACCUACUGAUUAGAAAUAUUUCCAUUAUAUCAUCAAGAGAGUGAGAAUUAAAAUAAUUCUGUAACAUGAUCACUGGAGUUUAAAAUCUCUGUGUGAUCUCAUUAUG